AUGGCUCGAUCCAUGAUUUUCGCAAGUCGCCUCCCUUUGACUUUCUGGGGCGAUGCCGUCGAAUACGCGGUAUACAUCUUGAACCGAAGCCCGACAAGCGCAAACCUGCGCCGCGCAUCGCCACUACAGUUACUCACGAAGGUGGCUCCUGAUCUACGCGACGUAGUUGUUUUUGGCUCGACCUGCACGGUCUACCGAGACCCACGCAAGAAUUCGCUCGCGCAGAGGGCACAAGUGGGUAUCAUCGUCGGGAGAAGCGACGAGACCAAAGGGUAUCGAGUUUUCUUGCAGAAAGACAACGUCGUGGUCGUCACACAGCACGUGAAAAACAAUGCGACGCUUAGCGACGAGCAGAACAGUCAGCUCCAGCGAGCACUCGAAUACGACGAUCAAGACGCGCCAACUGCAUCUGAGGGAACGGAGUCUGCAGCUGAGUCAACGACAUCACGCGCAACUGCAUCAGCAACGAUGCAAACAGCAACGACAGCUUUGAGCAGCGGGCGGCAAAAGACGAAGUCGUGUACGCGCUCGUCACACGGUACGCGCGGCGCGGCGAAGCGCGCGCAGAAAACCGCGGCACAGGAGGAGCCAGUGAGAAACACAAGCACCGUCUACCACGUGUACGAGCGUGAUCCGAAGAACUAUGGCGAGGCGAUGCGAAGCUCGAAAGAACGACUGGUAGAAAGCAAUGCGCGAAGAAUUGGAAGCGCUUGA
This is a messenger RNA of Peronospora farinosa, 714 nucleotides long. The record is from the annotation of a GenBank genome assembly. Lineage: Eukaryota; Oomycota; Peronosporomycetes; Peronosporales; Peronosporaceae.